UGCACUAUUAUAUGAUGAAACAACAGAGUCAUAUAAGUGGCUUUUUGAAACAUUUCUGGAGGCACACAAACAAAAAAGACCCCAAACAAUUUUUACUGAUCAAGACCAGGCAAUGGCAAAAGCACUAGUUGAGGUUAUUCCUGAAACUUACCAUGGCUUAUGUACAUGGCACUUGAUGCAGAAUGGCAUCAAGCACUUAAGCAAUUUAAUGAAGGGGGAAUCACAUUUUCUUAGUGACUUUAAGAAAUGCAUGUAUGGCUAUGAUGAUGAAGAACAAUUUGAGGAAGGUUGGAGAAACCUCCUUGAAAAGUUUGAUGUUAAGGAAAACACUUGGUUGCAAAGAGUGUAUUCUGUGAGGGAAAAAUGGGCAUCUUGUUACCUGAAGAAGGCUUUCACAUUGGGAAUGCGAAGCACCCAACUUAGUGAAAGUGUGAAUGCUGAUAUUAAAAGUUUUAUCAAUGUGAAUUUGGAUCUUAUCAAGUUUUUUAAUCGUUUUGAGGAUGUUGUAGAAGAAAAACGGUAUAAUGAAUUGAAGUGUGAAUAUGAAGCACGUCAAAAAAUUCCAAGACUCAAGAACCCAUAUUCUGAUAUCUUGAAACAAGUGUCUGAGCUUUAUACUCCUACU
Messenger RNA from Cajanus cajan (pigeon pea), 625 nucleotides. The record is from RefSeq and is a predicted model, not a curated record. NCBI's taxonomy places the organism in Eukaryota, Viridiplantae, Streptophyta, Magnoliopsida, Fabales, Fabaceae.